Messenger RNA from Cryphonectria parasitica EP155, 1239 nucleotides. RefSeq lists its product as uncharacterized. NCBI's taxonomy places the organism in Eukaryota, Fungi, Ascomycota, Sordariomycetes, Diaporthales, Cryphonectriaceae. The record is from RefSeq and is a predicted model, not a curated record. The coding region runs from base 1 to 1239 and encodes 412 amino acids. The transcript has 2 exons.
AUGGCCAAACCCCCGACACCCGGAGAGGGUGAUGGAAUCGAGGCCUUCUUCCAUCGCAGUGGUGCGCCACCAGACACGAGACACCAGUGCCAAACGCUAGCCGCACAUCUAUUCCCCGGCAUGAGAAUAGAGGAGGCAAACCCCCAAGGGUACUGCUCUUACACUCUAUACGUGGGCGCCGACUGUGUCUUGCAGUUCAGACCACCAGCGCACAGGCUAGAUGUAGACCUGGCCAAGGCAGCCCGCGAUGUCUAUGGUGAACUCGCCCCGCACACCGAGCUACUCACCGUGCUGAAACCCUCUCACCGCGCAUCACCUGCUCACGUCUCUCUCACCCCAGGCCAACGCACACGACAGCGCGAGAUCCUCGUGGCCCAGUUCGCCCACUUCAUCGCCACCGGCUGGAACCAUCGACGACGCGCUGGCCCUGCUACGGCCUCGAGCAGCCGCCAGCUCGCCCUUCUUCCGCGGCGGAUCGGUGGGUCGAUGAGGUGGCGGCUGGAGCAGAUGAGGGCCGGGCUGCCGCGGCGGUUCAGGGCGGUGGUGGAGGGGACACUGGCACAGCUGGACGAGAUCGUGACGGAGCUGCCGUGGGUGCUGACGCAUGGGGAUGUGGUGCCGGGCAAUGUAAUGAUUUCUGAAGAAAAUGAGGAGGAGGAGGAGGAGGAGGAGGAGGAGGAGGAGGAGGAGACGGCUUCGGCGGCGGUUGGCCUGGCUGGAUUCUUGGACUGGGCGGAGGCUGAAUAUUUGCCCUUUGGCGUAGGCUUGUAUGGUCUGGAAGCAUUUCUGGGUGAGGAAGAGGCUGGCGCUGAUGGCUGGUUCUCUUAUUUCCCUGAUGCGCAGGAAGUUUGUGAGUACUUCUGGGCCCGGCUGGCGGCGGAGAUGCCUGGUGUGGACCUCAGCUGUGGCAGCUCCUUCCGCGGGCUGGUGGAUGCGGCACAUACUCUCGGAGUCUUGCUGUGGCACGGGAUCGCGUUUGACGACGGUAAGCUGAACCGGGUUGUCGAGGAGGGGCGAGAUGCAGGAGAAAUCAGGCGUCUCGAUCUCUUUCUCGGCUCUCGGUUGCUGGAAUGUGAACACCCAGACGGCAGUGGUGGCAUCAGCCGUCAUUCUCCUUCUCCUGCUCUUGGGAGACGGCGGCACCUGUGGCCGCGCGACAAGGGCGCCGUGGAUGGCCGGAUUUGGACACGAGGCCUGCCUUUCCUGCACUUGUUUGGCAAGAAACCAACAUGUGUUUGA